GGCCCUGCGCAGGGCGCGAUGAGCGGCGCCUGCACAAGCUACGUGAGCACCGAGCAGGAGGUGGUGGGCGGCUUCAGCUGCCCGCGGCCGGGGGGAGAGGCGGCCGCUGUCUUCUGCUGUGGCUUCCGCGACCACAAGUACUGCUGCGACGAUCCGCACAGCUUCUUCCCAUAUGAGCACAGCUACAUGUGGUGGCUCAGUAUUGGUGCUCUUGUGGGCUUGUCCAUAGCAGCGGUGGUCCUCCUGGCCUUCAUUGUCACUGCCUGUGUGCUUUGUUACCUGUUCAUCAGCUCAAAGCCCCACACAAAGUUGGAUCCUGGUUUAAGCUUACAGACUGCAGACCAUGAGGAGGCGCCCCCUGACGACCAAAGUGGGAACAUGGGCAAUUUGGUGGAGGUGUCAGGAGCGAGAUCUCUCCAGCAGAGUCACCCCUUCCUGAACCCACGACUGUUCUGCCAAGAGGAGCCGGAUGUGGACCCCAAACCCUUCCUCCAGCAUUGCUUCAUGGCCACAGUAACCGCUAGUGAUAUUCCGGGCAGCCCUGAGGAGACUCCUGUCCCCAAUCUAGACCCACGUGGACUGGCCCCAUAAACUUCCAAUAAAUAUCACUAU
This is a messenger RNA of Talpa occidentalis (Iberian mole), 612 nucleotides long. It is a transcript of the gene SHISAL2A, whose product is annotated as shisa like 2A. The transcript has 3 exons. NCBI's taxonomy places the organism in Eukaryota, Metazoa, Chordata, Mammalia, Eulipotyphla, Talpidae. The record is from RefSeq and is a predicted model, not a curated record. The coding region runs from base 19 to 591 and encodes 190 amino acids.